Messenger RNA from Aspergillus calidoustus, 480 nucleotides. NCBI's taxonomy places the organism in Eukaryota, Fungi, Ascomycota, Eurotiomycetes, Eurotiales, Aspergillaceae. The record is from the annotation of a GenBank genome assembly.
AUGGACGAGGCCAGCAUCGAGAAGCACGUGCAGCCAUGGCAGCAGGUGCUGGCAUUCAUCGCGCGCACGCAGGCCACCCAGGCAAGCCCAAGCCGGGAUAGCCGCCAGGAUAGCCAGGAUGGGGAUGAUAGUGAUGGUGGUAACCAUGGCAAGUGGCUGGGGAGGUUACCCGCGUAUGGGAUGACCCCGCGGCAGCGCCAGAAGUGGCAGGUGUUAUGGCAGCUGGCCAUGCCAGCCAUUAAGAGGCCCGAAGCGGAAGCCCAAGCUAGUGGCCAAGCGCGUGCGCAAGCCCGAGUCAGGCCAGGGGUGAGGGUGGUCCACACGUUCGCCGGGGCAGGCCAGAUCAUUGAGGACGUGUGGAGUGCCAGUCCCAGCCCAGGUAGUAGCAGCCCAGCCGCGAUGGAGACAGACGAGGAGAUGGAGAUGGAUAAUGAGGAUGGGGUCCAGGCUGUAGAUGCAGAGGUAGAGGCGGCGUGGUAG